AUCAGUCUCCACCCAUCCCAUACCCUCGCCAUGUCUAUACAACUUAGAAACGGCUUUGAAAAUGAACCCAUUGACCGCAUCCUAGAAGAUCUCUUGGCGCGGUUUGUCAUCAACUGCCCACCCGAGGACUUGUCAUCCAUCGAACGUGUCUACUUCCAGAUCGAGGAGGCGCACUGGUUCUACUUGGACUUUAUCUUGCAAGUCAACCCCAAACUCCUGUCAAUGAAGAUGAAAACCUUUUCCACGGAAAUCUUAAAGAAGUGCCCGCUUUUGUGGAAGUGGGGUGACCCCGAUGUGGCCAUCAACACGUUCAACAACUACAAGCGGCGCAUCCCAGUUAGAGGUGCGUGCUUGUUCAAUGCAGCGUGCGACAAAGUUUUGUUGGUGAAGGGGACCGAGUCGCGGUCCUGGAGUUUCCCUAGGGGGAAAAUUGGCAAAGAUGAGACUGACACCGAAUGUUGUUUGCGUGAAAUCAAGGAGGAGAUCGGCUACGACGCCAGCAACCAGAUGGACGAGGAGUCGUACGUCGAGAGAACCAUCCAGGGGAAAAACUACAAAAUCUACAUGUUGAAAAAUAUCCCGGAUGAUGUCCAGUUUGUGCCAGAGGCGCGAAACGAAAUCUCGGAGAUCAAGUGGUUUGACUUCAAGAAGUUGGUCAAAAAGUGCCGUGCCAGCCCAAAGGGCUUUUUCCUCGUGGGCAAUAUGUUGCAGCAGAUGAUCCAGUAUAAUAAGAAGCAGAAGGGUGGUUUUGGCGAGGAGGAGUUGAAGCGCGACGCGGAGCGGAAGUUGAAGGCGUUGCUAGGUAUCAAGGGGCAGCCAGAGGGGAAUGUCGAUGCGGGAAGAGAAAUCUUGAACAUGUUGACCAAGGGGAGUGAGGCCCCGCAGUUCCAGCCUCCACAGUUUUUCCAGCCACCCGCUCCGGGUGGAGUAAUGGUGCCGAAUUUUGCCCCGAACAUGCCGUUCCAUCCAUUCCAUCCAGGCAUGAUCAUGCCUUUCCCAAUUGUGCCGAUGAUUCCACCACAUCCUUACAGCGCAACACCCCAGUUGCAUCAACAGCAAUUGCAUCACUACAGCCCAGAGGCCGUCUUGGUGCAGCCAAACGCCUCUGGGCAGGACCAAACCCAUGGUCAAAAUCAUGGCCAAACCCAUGGCCAAGCCCAAAAUCAGAGCCAAAACCAAAUUCUGAACCAACCGCAGCCCCACGCCCAAACUAACCACGGCCGUGUAGACACGACCAACUCGAGGGAAUUAUUGCAAUUGCUCUCCAAUAGGACAAUAUUGCAGUUGCUCUCCAAGGAACCAAAAGAGGCCAAACUGAACGGCUCCGACUUGUUAUCCAUAUUAAAGGGGGGGCCACUUAAGCCAAAAAACACCCUGAGUGACUCUCACGAGUUGCUAGGCUUGUUGAAGAAGGUCAAAGGCCUUGAAACACCAGCACCCUUGGAAAGAAAGAAUAGCGCCAUUCAGCAGGCCAGAAAGCAGAGCGUAAUUUCUCCACCAUCCCCGCCGUUUGCCCCGUCCCAUGCUUCUGAGAAGUUUGGGGAUGAUGAGUACAGCGAUUACGAGGACUACGAAGACGCUGAGGGACAUAUUUCUGGGUACGAAAACCGCUCCUUCGAUCACUUUGAGAUCGACAGCGACUACGAGCAUUACCAAAGUGACGAAGAAGAGGGUGAAGUGGAAGAGGAUGAGGUAGAGGAUGCCCCUAGAACGCCCAUCACCCCCGGAGGUGGGAAACACAACUACAACAAUAAUGUUGCAAGCAACGGUCACGGUUAUGUUACAAACAACGGUAACCAUGCUGGGACUAGCCACGACCAUGGUGGUGGCAUUGUCAACGCCUUCCAAGCUCCACACGUUGGUAUCUCGCAGGUCCAAGCUCCAAAGAAGAAGUUUACGUUGUUAAAGCGAGGCCAAGAUAUCUCUGCGGUCGAUUCUGCAGCGCAGGAUGCCACGCCAGAGGCCACGCCACAAGGUUCCAACCCGUUGUUGGAGCUCUUGGAGAAAAAGAGCCAGGUGUCCCACGAACCAGCCCCGGCCGUCAGACUCCCAGACGCCGAGACAAAGACCAGCAACCCGUUAUUGGACUUGUUGAAAAGAAACCAGUCUGGAGCGCCUUCAGCCCACGAACCAACUGCCCCAACCAGCUUGUUGAACUUGCUAAAAGGCGGCCCUCAGGCCAAUCCUCAGGCCAACCCUCCGAAUGCUGGAAACGCCAUGGCCAUGAACAACAUUGGUCUCAUGAAUAGCGGGCACACCUCCAGAAACCCCGUUGACGAGUUCAUUCAGAGUCACACCAGGAUCGACAACUCGGCUUCGUCUGGCAGCAACAUCACGCCUGAUGUCUCCUCCACUGGUAUCAGUGCCAAAGCGCCUGAAGACCCAGCAAUCAUGACCUUCAAGUCCAGCGGCAGCGCCCCACAGUCCUCGCAAAGCGAGUACAGUAACCCGUUGUUAUCCUUGUUAAAACAAUCCUCCCAGGGUGCUCAGCCACCGCUGCAAGGCCGCCCGGUUCCGAUUUCGCUCGACGCUUUGGAGGCAUCACUCUCCCCAUCCCACGUCCCGUUGCCGGACUCUGCUUUUGCAUCGCCACAGCCUCAGCACCAGCAGUUUGAUUUGAGAAACAAUGCCAGCAACGGCCACGCCACUUCCUUGUUGGGGUUGUUGAAGGGCAACACUGGUCUCUAGGGCUGGCGGGUUGAGCUAAUAAAUGUUUAAUGUGGAUUGGAUGUAGAAGCGGCGCGUUAUUUCCAGGUAUACUCUAUCUGAUUCGGUAGGGCGCUAAUAUAACCGUCCCUGUAGAAAAUGAUGCUGCGAGUUUCCUAUGGACAGUGCUAGAAAUUUGCGUAGCCGUGGUUUCCAUCUCAAUGAUACUCAACUAGUUCCUAAUCCUUUGGGAUAUGCAUUAUAGCUGGUGCUAGUGCACAUAGUCCUGUCGACUAUCACUCCAUAUAAACGAUGUAGUUUUGAUGCGCCAGGGAGCCAGCUUACAGUGCUUUGUUUAAAAUAAACCUGCAGUUAGCUUUCAUAUUCGUCAGGUAUUUCUCAGUCACUAUAUAUUAUAAAACAUUAAUGGAA
Babjeviella inositovora NRRL Y-12698 is the source of this 3078-nucleotide messenger RNA. It is a transcript of the gene DCP2, whose product is annotated as decapping enzyme complex catalytic subunit. Gene Ontology annotation, cellular component: P-body; cytoplasm. Gene Ontology annotation, biological process: nuclear-transcribed mRNA catabolic process, nonsense-mediated decay; deadenylation-dependent decapping of nuclear-transcribed mRNA. The record is from RefSeq and is a predicted model, not a curated record. The coding region runs from base 31 to 2688 and encodes 885 amino acids. Gene Ontology annotation, molecular function: RNA binding; 5'-(N(7)-methylguanosine 5'-triphospho)-[mRNA] hydrolase activity; manganese ion binding. NCBI's taxonomy places the organism in Eukaryota, Fungi, Ascomycota, Pichiomycetes, Serinales. The transcript has a single exon.